CCCGGUCCCUUCCCCUCCCCUUCUCCCUCCUCCUCCUCCUCCUCCUCCUCCUCCUCCAGCUCAGGUUGCAGCUCCUCUGGGGAGCCGCUCACCUUUCCGGAGUGGGGGAAGCAGCCCGAGCCGGCAGGGACCCCAGCAGGGCGCAGGGCGCGCGCCCAGCCCCGCCGCCCCUGGCCGUCGCGGUGCCCCCAGGACACGCGCGGACCCCGCCACCUGGCCCCUCCCGACCAUGAACAAGAUGAAGAACUUUAAGCGCCGCUUUUCCCUGUCAGUGCCCCGCACUGAGACCAUCGAGGAGUCCUUGGCUGAGUUCACAGAGCAGCUGAACCAGCUCCACAACCGGCGCAAUGAGGACCUGCAGCUCGGUCCUCUUGGCAGAGACCUCCAGCCAGCAUCCAGCACCUUCUCCCCCACAGACAGUGGGGAGGACCCCGGGCAGCCGUCCCCUGGCAUGCGGUACCGACGCCAGAGCCAGCGCCGCUUCUCCAUGGAGGACAUCAGUAAGAGGCUCUCCCUGCCCAUGGACAUCCGUCUGCCCCAGGAAUUCCUGCAGAAGCUACAGCUGGAGAGCCCAGACCUGCCCAAACCACUUAGCCGCAUGUCCCGCCGCGCCUCCCUGUCAGACAUCGGCUUUGGGAAAUUGGAAACGUAUGUGAAACUGGACAAACUGGGGGAGGGCACCUAUGCCACAGUCUUCAAAGGGCGCAGCAAACUGACGGAGAACCUCGUGGCCCUGAAGGAGAUCCGGCUGGAGCACGAGGAGGGGGCGCCCUGCACUGCCAUCCGAGAGGUGUCUCUGCUGAAGAACCUGAAGCAUGCCAAUAUAGUGACCCUGCACGACCUCAUCCAUACAGAGCGGUCCCUCACCCUGGUGUUUGAGUACCUGGACAGUGACCUGAAGCAGUAUCUGGACCACUGUGGAAACCUCAUGAGCAUGCACAACGUCAAGAUUUUCAUGUUCCAGCUGCUCAGGGGCCUGGCCUACUGCCACCGCCGCAAAAUCCUGCACCGAGACCUGAAACCCCAGAACCUGCUCAUCAACGAGCGGGGGGAGCUGAAGCUGGCCGACUUUGGGCUGGCCCGGGCCAAGUCGGUGCCCACAAAGACCUACUCCAAUGAGGUGGUGACCCUGUGGUAUAGGCCCCCCGAUGUGCUGCUGGGGUCCACAGAGUACUCUACCCCCAUCGAUAUGUGGGGCGUGGGCUGCAUCCACUACGAGAUGGCCACAGGGAGGCCUCUCUUCCCCGGCUCCACGGUCAAGGAGGAGCUGCACCUCAUCUUCCGACUCCUCGGGACCCCUACAGAAGAGACGUGGCCUGGUGUGACGGCCCUGUCCGAGUUCCGAGCCUACAACUUCCCCCGGUACCUCCCCCAGCCGCUCAUCAGCCACGCUCCCAGGUUGGACACCGAAGGCAUCAACCUCCUGACCAGCCUCCUCCUGUGCGAAUCCAAGAGGCGCCUGUCGGCAGAGGCGGCCCUGAGCCACCCCUACUUCCGGUCUCUGGGGGAGCGCGUGCACCAGCUCGAAGACAGAGAUCCAGCUUCAGAAGGACCCAGGCUACCGGGGCCUGGCCUUUCAGCAGCCAGGACGAGGGAAGAGCCGGCGACAGAGCAUCUUCUGAGCUGUGCCCACCCUGCUGCAGCCCAAGGGACGAGAGGUCACACUGAGCACAACUGGGGGCAGGCUGGGGCCUGUGUGGCCCUCGGAGGACUGAGGAGCGGGGGUCUAACGGCCGGCCCAGAAGACCUCUCGGCAGCACUGCUGGCCACGGCUGUUUCCUCUCGCUGCCUCCUACGUGCCUCCCCAGCGGCCUUGGCCUGGACACCAAGCCUUCUGUCACCUGCCCAGGGCCUGGGCAUGAGCUGCUUCCCUGGGAGGAGAGGAGGGCACAGGGAGGAACCUCAGACGCUUUCCCACCCUGAAGUGCUCGGGCCCCGGCGUGGGACCCACAGGAGAAUCCUGGUGCCCUGGACAGGGGCCCCACCUGGCCUCUCCCAGGGCCUGCCUGCCUGCCUCACCCGUUUGGUAGAGCCCCUUACAGACCCCUUGGAGCCCACACAUCUUUUACUUCUUUCCUGUCUGAGAGCAGGAAGUGACAUGGCAUCUUGUCUGGGACCCUGGAAUCCAGGUGCCAACGUGUGUGCCAAAGCCCACCCCCCCCACCUGAGAGGAGGGUGUCUCCGGAGCGGCAGUGGGAAUGAUAGCCUGUCCCCUCUUCUCAUCACCCCACCCUGUUCCCAUUCCCCACUCCUUGCCAGAGGCCCCAUAGGCCGCUGGAUGCCCAGCUGAGUCCAGAGGUGGCCUGGUACUGCCAGCUGCACUCCUGCCACCUCAGCCGGCCCUGCCCGUCUCCCCAGGCUGAAUGGGAUUGCCUUAAGUUGGCAGGUGGUAGAGUACUCACUGCCCUUGGAGCUCUGAGCCAGGCUCCUGCCUGUCCACCCUCUCCCGAGAGUACCUCCUGCUUAUCAGACUGAGCGCUGGUAAGCCAGUCCCAGGACAGGGUCCCGGGGACGGCACCCAGAUAUGCAGGGUCACCCUGACACUGGUGCCAGGCCAGCCUCGGCUCCUUGGGGCUGGCACAGGCUCCCACGUCCCCUCCUUCUCAGCCCCUGUGGCCCUAUCUUUGCUCCACGCGACCCUGGCACCAGCCUCCCCCUGCCCCUGGCCUCCCCGGAGGGUGGUCACAAGAGGGAGGGUGUAAAUGCCACUGUCUGAGGUGGAAGAAGGUGGGACGGGACAGGGCAGGCUUUGAUUCUGAGAGCCCUGCCCCAGGGGGCUGAGACGAUGAGGGGCCACGGCCCCUGAAGAAGGCACCCCUCAACACCCCUGCAGAGCACCCCCGUUGUAUUGCCGAGGUCUCUGCAACACUUGGCUGAGUUUUGAACGACAAGGCCAAGGGGAGGCUGAGCCCAUCCUUCCUGCACAAGCCCCCUGCAGGCCAACCCCCUCAGCCUGAGGAGCAGCCCUGAGGGUCUUGGCCCCCACAAAUCCCUCCACUCCUCCCCCACUGUACUGUGAAUGUCCCAUGACUCAGCACAAAGACAGAUAAUAUAUUUAAUUCAUGUUGUACAGAAAGAGCAAGUGGUCUUGUGCAGAAAAGCUGGUUUUGACAGAUUGAUGCCAGAGAGGGAGGACGAAGGCCCUGCUCCGGGCCUCG
Molecule: messenger RNA, 3158 nt
Organism: Diceros bicornis minor
Lineage: Eukaryota; Metazoa; Chordata; Mammalia; Perissodactyla; Rhinocerotidae
Gene: CDK18
Product: cyclin dependent kinase 18
Exons: 16
Coding region: 230-2290 (686 amino acids)
Biological process (GO): protein phosphorylation
Cellular component (GO): cytoplasm; nucleus
Molecular function (GO): ATP binding; protein kinase activity
Source: RefSeq, a predicted model, not a curated record